Messenger RNA from Saccoglossus kowalevskii, 2208 nucleotides. RefSeq names its product centrosomal protein of 162 kDa-like. Lineage: Eukaryota; Metazoa; Hemichordata; Enteropneusta; Harrimaniidae. Gene Ontology annotation, biological process: cilium assembly. The record is from RefSeq and is a predicted model, not a curated record. Gene Ontology annotation, cellular component: centriole; axonemal microtubule.
UUGAGUAAUGAUGAGGAUGGUGGCAAGGCUCGUAGCGAAAUCAAGACAAAAUUAGCUGAUGUGAAAGACAGCGCAGAGAAAGUGAAACUGAUGGAAAAAGAAAUGCAAAAUCAAGAGAUUUUAUUGGAAGGUUACCAUCAGGAAAACAAGAGACUCUACAAAGAAAUACAAGAAUUCAAAACUGAAAAUAAAGAGGAAGAAUCCAAAUGGAAAUCAGAAAACCAGAAAUUCAAAACUGAAAUAAGCAAUCUCAGGGAACAAAUUGAAGAAAAGGAGAGACAGUUAAAGAAUAAAGGCAUCAUCACUGGUGUACAGAAAGAGAUAGCUGCAGGUACCGGUACAGCAGUCAUGGGGGCUGGUAAAAUAGCACACCUACAAGCUGAAGUACAAGAAGCACAGGUGACAGAAAUUGAACUCAAGCAGAGGAUGAAGGCACUGGAAGGUUCCAAGUCUGAGUUGGAGAGAUAUAUCGAUGUUUUAGUGAAAGAAAAGAAAGAUGCAGAGCAGAGAUUAGUGUCAGCAAUGGAAAGAAAAGACACUGAAAUUCAAGCAGUGCAAAAUCAACAUGAAAAAGACACUGAAGCACUGCAUAAAAAACUGAAAUGGUACGCAGAGAACCAGGAUUUGUUGGACAAAGACGCACAGGCCCUGAAAGAUAAAGAUGAUGAUAUCAAACGAUUGAAAGAACAGAUUGAAGAAAUUCAACAACAGAAAGAGGAAAAAAAGAAACUGAAUGAAAAUCAGAGAAGAGCCAAGGAAAGAGCAGCGGAUGCAAAAAAAAUACAAGAUUUGGAAAGACAGGUUAAAGAGAUGGAGAAUAUUUUAAGACGUAGAAAUCCCAACUCCUUACCAGCGAUGAUCUUUGCGGCUGCUACAGCACCCUCAGAUGUUACGCAUACAACCAGUAAGACAAAAGCCACAGUUUUCCUUGAAGAAAGAAUCCAAAAGUUAGAAAAAGAAGCUGAUGAGAGGGAGCAAGAAGCCAAGAGAAGUCUGAGAACCAUGGAACAAAAAUAUAAUGCCAUGAAGUUGAAGUAUGAAGAACGCAUCAGUUCACUGGAGAAAGAACUGAAUAGUUUCAAAAGACCAGAUCACAGUUCAGAGCAUCCACACUCACACAUGGUUGCGGUUGAGAAAGAACUGAAGAGUGUUAGAGAAAGGUAUCAAAGGGAAGUGGACGACCUGAAAGAAAAACUAGAUUUCUUACAGAGGAAUAGCAAGACGAAGAUUACAGGUGACAGUCAACCACAGGAGAAGAUCAUAGAAUCCUUACAAGAUGAUGUCAGAAUUAGAGACGAAGAGUUAUUAAAACUGAGAUUAAAAUGUCAACAGUUAGAAGUGGAUUAUAUGAAUGCAGGCAUAUCCAACUUAGGAGAAACAAAGCACUAUACACCUAGAAACUUUGCUGGGAAACAUAUAUCAGAUGUAAUGGAUGAGAAUGCAAGGCUUAGACAGCAGGUUGAAAGGACGUCAUUUGAAAUUGAUCAGCAAAGAGUCCAUGUACAAAAGUCGAUAGCGGAGGCAGAAAGUGCAGUUAGAAAAUCCAAAGAAGAAGCAGAAGAUAAGAUAUCUCUGAUAAGGUUAAACCAUGAAGCUGAACUGCAAAGAAUUAUAUUGGAGCAUUCUUCAAAGCUGGGCGAUAGUAAUGUAUCACGACUUACAUGUCAGCUUAAUGCACAAGAGGUUAUGAUAACUCAUCUUAAGGAACAACUCAGUCAUUAUAAACAGGAAGCAGAAAGGUUGAAAGCUGCCGAGAUCCGAGAGAGAGCAUUACAACAGAACAUUUAUUUGUUAUCAGAUGAGUUAAAAGAAGCAAAGAAACAUCACACGCCUGCCAUGAAGCAUUUUGAAGCCCUGCAAUCCAAGAUUGAAGGUCUUGAAAACAGACAUGUAGUGCGAGAGCAAGAACUGAAGGGGAUUGUUGAAAAAGCAAGCUUAGCAGCAACAGCACAGAAAGAGGAAGAGUUACAGUAUUUUAAACAACAGCUUCGAGACAAGAACCUUGAAUUACAGAAAUUCCGAACUGAGCUAGACACUCUACUGCAAGUGAUGGAAGAACUACAGCAACAAGGUGUCGUUAUACAUAGUCAUCCACAGAAAUCAUUGACACAUUAUUAAACUCAGCCCCCCCCUCCUACCUUCAACAAUAAAUUGUAUCACCCAUCCAUGGAAAAGCCAAUAAGAACUAUUGCUCAGAAAAACCAACCU